Molecule: messenger RNA, 7764 nt
Organism: Symbiodinium necroappetens
Lineage: Eukaryota; Dinophyceae; Suessiales; Symbiodiniaceae
Source: the annotation of a GenBank genome assembly
AUGGAUUCCGCGCCGUGCGAUGGAGACUUCGUUGAUGAGCAGGCGGCGGAGCCGCUAGAUCCCUGGGCAGAUGCUGCUCGGGCUUCCCUUCCUCGCGGCGGCGUGGAUCAUGCCGAAGUUCACGGUGAAGAUGGCGGCGGUGCCCGUCGCGCUUGGCGAAAAGGCAAGCAUUCGGAUGAGAAUGCAGUGGGAAACCCUUCUGGCACCGUGGGGGAACAUGGUGCUGAGCAGGGCAGCUACGAGCCGGAUGUCGACGAGCCGUACGACAGCAGCAAGCAUGCUUGGACCGAGACCGAGCCCUGGUCUCACUAUGACCCUACGAAGCAUGAGUGGACCCAGCACUGGCCCGACCAAACAGCAUGGGAGACUUCUUGGAACACCGGCUGGGAAACUGGUUGGGAUUCUGGUUUCCGUCGACAGUCUUGGUCGGGUGCCACUGCUGCUUCGUCGAAGGACGGUUGGGAACAUGAGUGGACGAGGACGACUACCCCGGCCGACCAAUUGUGGGAAGCAGAAUGGAGCAGGACACCCUCUACUACCACUCCCGUCGAGUAUAACCCUUGGGAGACUGAGUGGAACAGAACAGCUGGCAACAAUGUCCAGUACUACCGCGAAGGUGACCUUCAACACUCGGCCAUCCCAGGGGACCAAUGGCAAGCUCGUCUUCGUGAUCCUCCGGUACGUCCUCAAGGUGAUCAAGGUCCUGGCGACGGAGAUCGACGAGGAGGCCUCAGUGAGCGGAUGUCGGUUCCUUCUUUCUCUGCCGACAGUGGUGGCGACGAGCUAGGACAGUCAGCGCGGAGUUACAUCCGCCAGAUCGAUGCUUGGGUACGGGUCACCCGUACUCCACCCUCCCAGCAAGCGAUCCUCCUGUACCAGAGCCUGAAGGGGCGAGCGUGGAUAGAGGCGGAAGAAUUGGAUGUGAAAGAGUUGUCUAUGCCAGAUGGAGUCGAAAAGUUCAAGAGCUGGAUUACCGAGAGGUAUCAAGAAAUAGAGGUGGGCAAGAUAGCAGAGGCGUUGAAUGGUUUCUUUAAGAAGCUUCGUCGUGGCCCUUCUCAAACAGUUCGCGAAUUCAAUGCGGCUUUCGACAGGUCCUACGCCAGACUAGUCGAAAUCGAAUGCAGACUCCCUGAGACAGCUCGUGCCUGGGCGUACCUCAGCGCUCUCUCACUCUCGCACUCUGAGGAGCUGGCCAUCCUGGGAAGUGUGAACAAUGAGUUCAUCUGCAACAAGCUUCAGCGUGCCGCAGUACUUCACGAAAAGAGCCUGCGUCGUCCAUGGGAUCAACGCGAGCGUCCAAAGCCCUGGGAUCGCGGAGGACGCACGGCUACCAAGGUGAAUAGUGCCAACGCUGCCGAAGCUAUACCCGAAGGUGAAGAUGGCUUCGACGAGGAUGCUGAUAUCCCCUCCCCGGCGAACGAGGACGAGGCCGAGCUCUACGAGGCGUUCAUGACCGCAAAAGCACAGUACAGAGAUGCGGUCAAGAACCGCAACCUUGAGCCAGAUGAGGUGAAACGCGCCAUCGACAGCAAGAUCCAGAAUGCCAAGCUGAGGUCGUUUUGCAGUGUCUGUAAACAGCGCGGACACUGGUAUCGCGACCCAGAAUGCCCUGGCAAGCCUCCAGCACAGCCCUCCUCUAAGGACAAUAACUCAGCACCUGUGACCCAGACUGCCAACAUCUCGAACGAGGUCUUCAUGACGAGCGGGAUCUUGAGCGACAACUUGUUGGCUAUCGCGGACAGUGCCUGCACGAAGUCCGUGACUGGGACCGCAUGGCUUCAGCGUUACAUGGACGUGCUCAAAGCCUUCCAGGUUGAGGUCCCUUUGUUGCAGGAGAGUGACAACUUCAAGUUCGGGGCUUCGAGGGUUUAUUCCUCCAGCUAUGCAGUCGUGGUUUCCUUCAAGGUCGGGAAUAGUUGGAUUAUGGUGAAAGUUUCCGUCAUCCAUGGUGAUCUUCCCCUACUGCUGAGCCGUUCCGUUUUAGCCGAGCUCGGAAUGGUUUACAAUCUCAAGGAGCACAGAGCGGACUUCGAGGCUGUACAGGUGAAGGGAUAUCCUCUGAUGACCACUCCGACAGGUCAUCCCGCCAUCAGCGUUCACCCUGGAGGACAGGGGAUCCCUGCCGAAGCGCAGCCCAACAUGUGGGACGCCAACAAGUGCGCCCGUGGCGAGAUUUUGAUCGUUCCCGGCGUGGCAGCAUACAUGGCAGAGUGCAGUGGGGGAGCGGGUCUGUUCGAAGCCUACGUAGCCAGUAAUGCUGUUGUGGAUAAUCGAGUCCCUCGUGAACAAUUCCCUCAGAUAUUCUACGCCAAGAAGAUAUCCCCAGAAAUCAGGAACCUCCUUAUCAGUGAGCACUUGCCUGUAGAGUCCUUCGUGAAGUGGUGGAACCAGACCGGCAUUACAUCAGAUUUCUGGGUAGAGACUGGCUGUUCCUUGAUCCGCGUUCACGUGCCACCAUGGCAGAUGAACAAGACAGAACUUCUUGCCGAGGCAACGCGCCUUGGACUGAACCCUACCUCGAGGUGGACAGUGGAGGAACUACGCAGCGCGAUCCGGGAGCACAAGGAGAUCUUCCAGGAGUCGGACAAGAUGCCGAAGGGGCUUUCCGGGAUGCGUCUGGACCUACUGCGCAAGGAGGCCGACCGUAUCGGCCUGGACUACGGGGAGAAGACAACGCGAGGGACGCUGAUCCGCCACAUCCGCGACUACCACGAGACCCCGGACGACACGGUGAUGGAGAUCGGCCGUUACAAAGGGAACACGUUCAAGCAGAUCCCUCGCCAAUAUGCCGAAUGGGCGGACCGCGAGGAGAAAGCCAACGGAGUGAACAUGAGCCCGGAUCUGAAACGCUUCGUUCUCUGGUACCGGAGGAAGAUUGCGGAGAACGUCCAAGGGUCACAACCGACCCGUCGCCAGCUGAUGGAGGACCCCGAGCGCUACGCAAAGGUACCCUACACGGAACCGUCGGUGGGAUCCCAAUCCUGGGAAGCAGUCUCGGCGAUGAGCAGGGAGGAUGUGGAGCAGAAGCCGUAUCCACCUUCGGCGACCUCACAAAGGGGACCGAUCCAGUCCUCACCGGGGAAGCGUGCGGGAGAACGACCCAACACGAAGGAGAGGAUGGCAGUGGACCCAACGCCCGAGGUGCUGGAGGAAGAAGAGAGCACAUCGAGAUCACCCGCGGACUACCUGUACGAUAACGAAGGCGAGGUGGUGAUCAACCCGGCCGAUGAUGAGGAUGACCUCGAACAGUGGUCCGAGCUUGAGGAGGACAACAUUGGGGCAGAGGUCUUUCUUUCGGAGAGCAUAGAGAAGAAGAUAUCCCUAGCGGUGGCAAACAAUGACUACAAGCACGAGACCCUCAACAACAUCCUCGAGGAGAUCUUCGGCGUCAACGGUGAGUUCUUUCCACGACGUGGUGCUAAAGCCAGACCCAAGGCGAUGGGCCCCGAGGACUCGGGGGAUCAUAAGCUUGUCCUUGGUUACUAUGCCUAUGGGAAUAUGCGGGGCAUCUGUGCGAAUACCUCGAAGUUUGCUUCUCUAUGCCUCUACCUGAAGAACUACUUCCUCGACAAGGACCCCACAGCAAAAUGGAGCUCGAUAUCUUUGGCCUUCAACUGUAAACCCACAGUCCACGCAGACUACAACAACUUGAAGGGCACCCUGAACUACCUGACCGCCGCCGGAGGUUUCUCUCUUGGAGGAGGACUUUGGCAAGAGGGUAAGGAAGCUUCUACGUCAACGCGGUCGGCAACCUUCGUGGAUCCCAAGGAAGUACUCAGGGAGAACGACGUCGGCUACGUCAAUGGGGGUUCCAACUUCAUGAUCUUCGACACCUCGACCGCGACAGGAAACGGCUUGUACCUCCGCCAUUCCAACCUCCUCGUGAAACAGAACAACGACAGCCAGAAUCAUGAGGAGCGCCAGGAAGGAGCUUUGGAGGUCCGCUACCCGUGCCAGUGCCUUCAUCACCUGGUCUUUGGCAUCAAUAACUUCGGCCUCGGAAUGAAUCAGACGUUGGAGGCGACCUCAUCCUUCGAGUGUCUCUCCGCAGAACCCCUCCGAUGGGAAGACGUACCCUCCAUCGAUCCCGGCACUUUCGUGAUGAACCUGCUGUUCCGUUGGAGGCCGUCUUCUUUAUGGCUACACCCGCCUUUUGGCAGCAACCCCUAUGAUGAAAGGAAAUUCUUCGAGGUUCUCGACAUAUGUGGAAGAUGGCAAGUGCAACACCUCGGAUCAUUAUUCGUUCCUGUACCUUCUGGUGAUGAUCAACAACGACGAGUACGUUUGCAGAUGGAGAGUUUUGGACAAGUCAACAGGGUUCUCGUCGACGAGGCUGAGUUCUUCAAGACCACCCGGGGUGCGACGCAUGAGGCCUACGUUGCUGAAGGUGAAGGAGAUGAAAGAGGACAAGCUGAGAUUGAUCGUCUACACGAAGGUGCUGCAGGUAUCACUUUCGACAAGAAGGUGCCUUCCGAUAUGGCGGCGGCACUCCGAAGGCUCCAUCAGAACUUGGGACAUCCGGCCCGAGAAGAUCUGGUGAGGCAUCUACAUCACGCCGGCGCGGACCGAGAUGUCAUCAAGGCAGCAAAAAGUCUGGAGUGCUCUACUUGUGCGAGAAUGAAGGGUCCCAAAAGCGCCCGUCCCGCAGCAGAACCAAAACUCUUGGAGUUCGGAGAUGUGGUCGGAGUCGAUAUGAUGUACGCCUACGACGUGGACGGGAAGAAGAUCAAACUGUUCUCCAUGGUGGACCACGCCUCCUCGUACCAAGUGGUGGUGCAGGUGACCAAGCAAACUGGGAGUGUCCUCGAGAAAACGUUCCUCAAGAAUUGGGUUCAGGUCUUCGGCGCGCCCAAGGUGAUCACUCUGGAUUUGGAGCGAGGAAUACAAGAUGCUUUUGGACGACUCGCCGACUGGUACCACAUCGAGCUCCGGACAAGCGCUGGACAGGCACAUUGGCAGUCAGGAUUUACCGAACGACAUGGCAAAUGGUGGAAAGAGAUCUUUGCCCGGGUGGUGCAGGAACAAACAGUUCGUGGAGAUGAGACCGAGGAGGCGAUUGGCGCCACCUCUUCGGCCAAAAACAAUCUACGCCGACGUUGUGGCUGGGCUCCGUGCCAGAUCGUCUUUGGGAAGAACCCUAGGGACGAAGCAGACCUACAAUUCGAGGUGGAAGAAGGUGGAGGACAGCUUCUACGUACAGCCGAUGACGCCCAACGACGCCGUGAAGCGAUUCGGAACGCAGCAAGGAUCGCCUUCUACCAGGUCCGUACAGAGGACAAAGUGAGACGGGGCAUGUCGCAAAAGGCCCGGGUCAAACCCAGAGACCUUGAGAAUGGUUCCAUGGUGCUGUUCUGGAGAAAGCCAGCAAACAAGAAAAACGGUCUUUGGAAAGGUCCCGGGACUAUCAUUGGACGCCAAGAGGACAACUAUUGGGUGAGCCAUGGUGGUCGCUGCUAUCUGUGCGCACCCGAACAUCUACGUCGAGCUCUACCUGAAGAGGUCGGUGGCUUGUUUGCCCUGCGCGCUACCAAGGACGAUCUACUACGCCUCGUUGAGAACAACUACGACGAUCCAGAGGUUUUCCCCGGAGACGGCGCCCCCGAGGAGGACCAGGCUUUCCUCGACGAUAUCCUCGCCGACCUUUCCAUGCCGGAGAACAGCCAAGACGAGACCGGAGCGGCGAACAUGGAGCUGGACAACGGCGAUCUACCAGAACAGAGAGCCGCUGGAACGAGACGUGAGGCACCUGGAGACGAUCUUCCGAGAGCGGUGAGGAGGAGAGUUUCUACCAAGAGGGCGGAGGAGGCCUACUUGUUAAAACGAGCCUCUACGAGAAGAGGCCGCGAAAAGCAACUGGAAAAGGAGAUUCCGUGGAAUAUGAUCCCGGAAUCAAAACGCCAGUUGUUUAUCGAGGCAGAGCACAAGCAGUGGGAGGAACACCUACGACUUGGUGCACUGCGUCCUUUGAGCCUCAAGGAAAGCCUGGACAAGAAGGGCUGUGGCCGGAUCUUGUCAUCACGUUUCGCAUACCGCGAUAAAAAUCUGGCAAGAAGACGGGCCGAUGCCUCGGUGGAAUGGAAGGCCAAGUCAAGACUAGUAGUGUCAGGCCAUACAGAUCCUGACAUUGCUUCCGGAGCGCUCCGGACGGACUCCCCCACUGUGUCAAGGACAGCGGUGAUGUGCCUCUUACAGAUAGCGGCUUCCAGAACAGAUGAGAACUGGGGAGUUUCUGCCGGAGACGUCACCGCUGCAUUCCUCAAUGGGGAGAGAUUGGACCGGGAGCUGUACCUGAGGCAGCCAAAACAUGGCCUGCCUGGGCUCCACCCUGACCAGCUCAUCAAGGUGGAGAAGGGGGUCUUCGGACUGAUCGACAGCCCGAGGAAGUGGUGGAAGAAGUUCAAGAAGGACAUCCAGGAACUCACCAUCAUACUAUGCGACGACAAGAAGGCCAAGUUCUAUGCGUCGGCUUUGGACCCCUGCGUCUUCCAGUUGGUGGAGCUGGAUGAUGAAGGAAUGCGAGGAAGUGGAGCUCCCCUUUGCUAUGCAGCCGUUCAUGUCGAUGACAUCCUCCUGGUGGCGGAGAAGGGCGUCCGCGAUUUGGUGCAAAGACAGCUUUCCUUGUGUUUUCCUGUCGAUGAGUGGGAACAAGAUGUUUUCGACUUCAUCGGGUCCCACAUAGAGACCAAGCCGGAGGGGAUCUUUGUGUCGCAAUCCUCCUACGCAGCAAACCGCUUGUUCGAGGUAGAGGUCAGCUCAUCCUUGGCAGACGAUGUAUUGGCCGACCCGGAGCAGAUCGCCGACAACCGUUCUCUUGUUGGAGCCUUGUCUUGGCUGGCGUCCCAAUCGAGGCCGGAUUUAGCUUGUGGGGUGUCGAUGUGCCAGCAGCUUCAAGCAAAGCCGAAUGUCGGCGACCUCCGUUUCUCAAACUUGAUGGCACGGAGGGCAUUGCUGCACAAGGACGAAGGAAUCCUGCUUGCCAAGGUCCCUUUGAACGAGAUCGUUUUCACCGUGUUCCAUGAUGCUGGUUGGAGCAAUGCCCCUGACUCGAACGCCGACCCCGUCUACUUCCUCUACAGCGAGGAUGAACAGAACGGAACCAUCGAAGAAGGACCUUGGGUCAACAAGAAACGCAAGACGAAGAAGAAGAACUCUUCGGUGGCUUCCCAACUCGGGGCUUUGGUGAUGGUUCACGGGAAAGACGCUCUUGGCCCUUCGGGAUCAGUGUCAAGUAUCCUGGAGUGGCGCUCCCACGCUUGUGAUCGUGUAUGUAGAUCGACGUUUGGGGCUGAAACCAUGGGGUGUAUCGAAGGGAUCGAGCUUGCACAGUAUGUGAGGGCCAUGUUCGACUCCUUCCUGACGGGCAAGGUCUCGAGAGAUGCGGGAAAGGGGAUUCCUCUUCUAGCAGUAACGGACUGUCGCUCACUGUUCGAUCACAUGCACAAGGACGGUCUGCCCCGCACACCAUCGGAUCGCCGGCUCGCUAUCGACAUUGCAUGUUUGAGACAGAGCCUUGAUGAUGAAAGGGCCGAUGUCGAAGACAGUCGAGUGCCUUUGGUUUGGGUGCCUACUCAUCUGCAACGCGCUGAUGUGUUAACGAAACCGAAGAGCGCAUCAGACUGGUGGCCAGCUUGCGGCCAACUUUCUUUGCCCGUCAAAGAGGGCAAACUUGUUUUGAAGCAGUGUAAAUCUGAAGAUGCAAGCACAGGUCUGUAUAGCAUGCCGAUCCGCAGAGAGAGGGAUGUUCCUGCAAGGCUGAGCAUCUGA